Molecule: messenger RNA, 884 nt
Organism: Diospyros lotus (date-plum)
Lineage: Eukaryota; Viridiplantae; Streptophyta; Magnoliopsida; Ericales; Ebenaceae
Exons: 2
Coding region: 283-771 (162 amino acids)
Molecular function (GO): protein binding
Source: RefSeq, a predicted model, not a curated record
UUAAGCCUUGAGAAAUGAAAGGUCGGGAGUCCAUAAUAUAAUUCUCUAAAUAAAUACAAUGCUUUGAAGGAUUGAUGUAUCUCAUUAACUUGUGUGGGGUUGUUCUUGAGUACUAUAAAUACCUAAUGUCCCGUAAGUAGUUGAUCGUUUGAAUAGAAAGCAAGCAAAAAUAAUCGGUUCUUCUUCUUCUCUCGUGGAAAUUUUUUAAGGGUUCUUCUCUAGGCUCUAGCUGAUUGAUACAGGCUUUUCCUGUCUUAAUUACAAUUUGUCCACAUUGUUUGGAUGAGUGACGAACCAAAAUGGGAAGAAUUAAACACUGAUUGCCUAGUGAAUGUUUUUGGAAGAUUGGGAUUGGGAUCACUGCUGCUGGACGUUCCCUUUUUAUGCAAAUCAUGGUACCAAGCUACUAAAAAUCCCCCAUGCUGGCGGCGCCUUGAUUUUGCUGCAAUUCUUGAUUCGUAUGUGUUAGCCUCAAGAUUAAUUGCUGAAUUACAAUUGAGGGGCCAGCCCCAACGCAACGGCCAUUAUCACCCGUUUACCAAACUUGAAGAGGUUAGUUUUAAGGGGUUCAUGAGCGGCCUACUCAUCAUUUUACAAGGCUGUGAACAACUUGAGCAUCUUGAUGCUAGGGACUGCGUUGGUUUUGAAGAUAUUAAAGCUUGCUUCUCACAAACCAGAAUUCGGGCACGAGGGUAUGCAGUUGAUUAUUACGAUGACUCUUCUGCAUUUGACUAUUAUGAUUCUGAUGGUUAUUUUUUUUUACUCUUCUGAUUAAGGGUUGGUGCAUGCCUAGCUAAGUUUAGAAUCUCUACAUUUUGUUGUGUUACGUAAUGGAUGAUAUAUCUUGCUUUCAUUAUGUGUUUUGGCAUUCCUCUACUGGUAAA